UCUCUGCACAGCCAACGCAGCUAACAGCUCCUUUCAUUUUAUUUUGAUCUGACUGUCAGCAACGUUUCACGUUUCUCAUCUGCCUUUUUCAUUGUUUCUCACUUGUUUGUUUUGAUGUAUAUACCAUGAUUCAAAUCACAUGAGUCUCUUGAGCUGUUGCUCCAUGACUGGUUGAUCUCCUACAAAGUUUACGACAAACCCCUCAAAAGGCGUCUCAAAACGUUACGAAUCUACUCCUGGACCCUUCUCAAACAUCAUCCGACGCAAGAAAGGGGGGUUUUUGACACGAAUUGACCAUGCGCAACGACAAUUGUUCAACGUUGCCAAGAAACUCGACAAGCUCCAAUUUCGACGAUACUCGUUAAUUAACAGCAAAUAACGAUAUCGCGCUGGUCUCGAGCCUCUACUCACUCGCUUUCUCCUACUGAUAUCAGUCAGCCAUCAAUUGGUAUCCUAACAAUCAACACCAUCGUCAAAGUCGAUUCCUCAACCAUCGCGAUGCUCCGGUCUUGGCGCGAUGACGCCUCCAAAAGCGGGAAAUGGGUCAGCGUCGUAACCGCGCGCCAUCGCCUCGUCAAAAUUCUUGGCGUUUUCAUCUGUUUCAUCUGCGCUCUCACGCUUUGGGAAUUCUGGGCAGAUCUCUCAGUCGCGUACAAAAGAGUCUCCUCACCAAGCCUCACCCAAACUCAAUCCGACUCUUCAACCCCGCCAAAUCCAAACCCCAUCUCUACGAGCAGGCCUCAAUUUACUGGACCGACUGAGCAGACAACGAAAUUCUGGGAGAACCUCGUUGAGGAAUUUUAUGCGGCGGAACCUCAUGGUGAUAAGAUCAAACCGCCUAAUUCUCUAUCGCGCGACAAGUUUGAUCCCCAUGGCUCAGAGGCGCAGACACACACGGACUGGUUGGAGGUAUCUGAUGAGGAAGUCGAGUCAUUGAAAGAGAAUCAUGCAAGGUUUGUGCAAAGUCUUCGACACUUGGCUCCAAAAGUUCCUUUCAAACGCAACACCAAGGGCAUUGUCAUCACUGCCAAAGGAUCAGCAGUUGGCGUUGCAGCGACAGCCGUGCGGAUGCUACGACAUGUUGGAUCACGUUUACCCGUCCAGCUGUUUCUUGACUCGGCAACCGAAGCGGAGCAUGAACAGUGCAACAAGACACUUUCCAGUUUGCAGGUGCAAUGCUUGAACAUGGACGAUUUCCUCAAGUUGCCUGAUACGACAUCCAUUAAGCAACCAACGAUUGAAAAGUAUCAGUACAAGCCUUUGUCGAUUAUCUUCUCCAGCUUUCAAGACAUCUUAUUUCUCGACUCCGAUGCCUUUCCUAUUCGAAACCCAGAUCACCUCCUCACCGUGGAACCGUAUAAGAGUCGCGGACUUGUGACCUGGCCCGACUUUUGGCUGCCAACUAUAUCGCCUCUCUUCUACAAGAUCGCCGGAGCCAAGGCUCCCAACGUUACUAUCGACUCCAGAAGUUCAGAGUCUGGAGUCAUGUUAUACAACAAAACGAAGCAUGCAGACAGCCUCUUGCUCGCGGCAUACUACAACUUUUAUGGGCCAAGGUUCUACUAUCAACUUCAUUCGCAGGGUGCUUGGGGAUCAGGCGACAAGGAGACUUUCAUGCAGAGCGCAUUGGUUCUAGGCAACCCCUACUGGCAGGUCACCAAGCCAGCUGCGCUAAUUACCGAUGAGAAAAUCAACUGGGGGAGCGGUAUCUGGCAGGCUGAUCCUGAGCAAGACUGGAAGCUACAAACACAGAAAGGACGAAAUCAAACAAUCGUAUCUACAAGGAAACAAAAGCUAAGGAUAACCGAGGACGAAGUCAACAUUACGAGUACAAUGUUUGCCCAUCUCAACAGAGUCAAAUUCGAUACUAGGCAUCCAAGUCAGGUACUGGAAGACCUAGUACCUGAGCGUCCUGACGGGACUCUAUCGCGACUUUGGGGAGACGAUGUGGACAAGAUCAAAGACGUUGCUGGAUACGAUCUUGAAAAGGCCAUAUGGGAGGAGGCCAUCAAGGCUAAUUGUGACCGAGAGUUGAUGGAGGAAUGUGACAGGAUACGAAAGUAUUACGAGGCAACGUUUUAGAUAGGACGAGUCAACGUUCACACGGCCCUAAUAAUAAUAUAGAUUUAUUUUUAUUGUCAUCAUAGCCUAUUCAGAAUACG
Molecule: messenger RNA, 2162 nt
Organism: Fusarium oxysporum Fo47
Lineage: Eukaryota; Fungi; Ascomycota; Sordariomycetes; Hypocreales; Nectriaceae
Product: mannosyltransferase putative-domain-containing protein
Exons: 1
Coding region: 499-2082 (527 amino acids)
Biological process (GO): mannan biosynthetic process
Cellular component (GO): Golgi apparatus
Molecular function (GO): alpha-1,2-mannosyltransferase activity
Source: RefSeq, a predicted model, not a curated record